AUGAUCAUCCCACUCUCACUGCUGUGCGACUCUAACAGAACUGAGAGCGACAGUUCUGACGACGGCACAUGCGACGGUGACAACUCGGGCAACAAUGAAGGCGAGCAGUGCGUUCCCGAGACGUUUGUCUAUCAUGGGCGUUAUGUCUGGCGGUGCAAGUACUGCGGUUACUACGUUGACUGA
Messenger RNA from Apiotrichum porosum, 183 nucleotides. RefSeq lists its product as uncharacterized. Bases 1 to 183 code for a protein of 60 amino acids. Lineage: Eukaryota; Fungi; Basidiomycota; Tremellomycetes; Trichosporonales; Trichosporonaceae. The transcript has 2 exons. The record is from RefSeq and is a predicted model, not a curated record.